AGCAGCCGACAACCGGCGCGUCCAUGCAUACGUAUUGUCAGCAUCGCUAAGGCACCAGACCUACCAAAGGCAAGCACACCGGCCAGCUGGGCUAGGCAGUUCUUAGGUUGGUAGGCAUAUUUAAUUCGCAUCCUCUCAAAUCUUUCGUCCCUACAUUCAGUUGGUGGGGCACGAAACCAGCCUCUAUUACUCCUCACCCAGCACUGUAGUCGACUUCAGACGUUACCAAGUAAGUACUAGUAGUAUUAAAUGUACGUACGCGUUUUGUUUGCUAAGUUGCCGAAUUUCUGUAUCUCAUUCCCCUCCCUGCCCGUUAAGAAAAAGACCGGCGGUCCAGUUCGAGUCCAAUUGUGGGGAAUAGAAAUCGUGACGUGCUCGUCUAGUUCGGCACAGGUUUGCCGCUCCUGCUGCCUUUGAAGACGUAAAGGCUUGUUUCCGAAUUUUUGCCCGCUUCGGAUUGGUUGCCACCGAGUGCGCCUUCCGCAUCAAUGAGCUCUCGGGGCAGGGAAGGCGGAGGGGGGGUAUCCAAAGUCGCCGCCGAGCUCGACCUAGACCAAGACUCAGACCUUCCACUUGACCCAGAGCGCCUUUCUCUGCUCCUGGGAUCUGGAUCUACUAGUAGCGAACCUUCCCAGCAGCGUCACGGGCGUGUCCUAACGGCUCACCUUGAACGACAAACCUUCAAACCCAGCAUAUCCACCACUGCUUCCGCCGUUAUGGGUACAGAAGACGCCAUUGACGGCCCCCGUCCCCGCCAGCGCAGCCGCCAUAGUGCGAAGAAUGUGUCGUGGAGAGACCUCCCAAGAAAGAGCCAGCUCGUCGUUAUUACCCUGGCAAGGCUGAGUGAACCACUCGUCCAGACGUCUCUCCAGUCGUACAUGUUCUACCAACUCAAAUGGUUUAAUCCGAGCAUCUCCGAUUCUGUCAUUGCCAGUCAGGCUGGUGUCUUGCAUGCCAGCUUCACCGCUGCUCAAUUUAUGACUGCCAUGGUAUGGGGACGCGUUGCGGAUUCAGAACACUUUGGUCGCAAGACCGUCUUGCUGAUUGGUCUUGGAGGCACGAUGCUCUCAUGUAUUGGCUUUGGCUUUUCUACCACCUUCUGGCAGGCCCUGGUCUUCAGAUCCCUGGGCGGCAUUACGAACGGUAAUGUUGGCGUGCUCCGAACAAUGAUUAGCGAGAUUGUCAGAGAGAAAAGAUUCCAGUCCAGAGCUUUCCUGCUGCUUCCCAUGACAUUCAAUAUCGGCAUCAUCCUCGGUCCCUUGCUCGGAGGUAUCCUCUCAGACCCAGCCGGAACAUACCCCGGCUUGUUUGGCCAUGUAAAGUUUUUCGAGCGGUUUCCCUAUGCUGCCCCAAACUUAGUCUCGGCAUUUUUCCUCCUCUGUGCCAUGCUUGGUGUCUGGCUAAACUUGGAAGAGACGCUGGACUUACGCUCAGGGAAGAGUGACAGAGGCCUUGAGCUUGGACGCAAGCUGAGGCUCUGCUUCUCAAGCAGCCAUUUCGGAGUGGCCUACAAGCCCUUGGGUUCUCAAGACCCUAGCGCCAUCAUCGAAGCGUCUGCGUCGGAAGACAUUCUACCCGAGCCGUUGGUACCUGGCAACAUUGUCAAAUCAAGACAGCCUCGUCGCCGAUAUAGCCAAAGACUUGCUUUUCGGCGAAUCUUUACCCGCAAUGUUAUCUUGACAUUCAUAGCGAGUUUCAUCGUUUCAUUCCAUUUGGGGAGCUUCAAUUCCCUUUGGUUUGUCUUUUUGUCGACCCCCGUCUACGACCCGGACAAACCCCUAUCGUCACUCAAUACCCUCCCCCGAUCUUUACCAUUCGUCUUUACGGGUGGCUUAGGCCUCCAGCCGCGAGAAGUUGGCAUGGCCAUGGCUGUCCUGGGGUUUGUUGGUAUCUGCCUGCAGCUGGGAGUGUACCCAUGGCUCUCGGCGAGGAUGGGCACAGUCCGGAGCUGGCGCCUGUUUCUGCUGUUCUUUCCUCUUACCUACUUCCUAUUGCCCUACUUAAGUCUUGUGCCGAGUUCGGCAGCCAGUCCACCACCAAACCCCAAGAACGGCAUUGCUGUGUGGUUGGCCCUCACUGGAGUAGUCACUAUCCAGGUUAUAGGCCGGACAUUUGCGCUUCCUGCCCAGACUAUCCUGGUGAACAAUUGCACACCUCACCCCAGCGUCCUAGGAACCGUACACGGCAUCGGCCAGAGCGUCAGUAGCUUUGCCAGGACAUUGGGGCCCGUCCUGUGCGGCUUCCUCUACGGUUUGAGUUUGGAAAGGGGUAUAAUCGGUGCAGUGUGGUGGGGGCUUAGCGGAGUUGCAAUAUGUGGCGUCCUUGCUAGCUUGUUUGUUUGGGAGGGCGACGGCCAUGAGAUAUGUCUCGAAGGUGACGAAGAGGACGACUGGUAGUUGGAAAAUACACGGUCAUUGAAUAUUGGCCGAUUUCUAGCUGCUAUGCUAGCCAACUGCCCUGAUUAUAGCCCACUUCGAGGGGCCCAUGAAAUAGAAUAUAAACAGCAGCAGUAUCGACCAUCCACUUGCCGCAAAAUAAAGAUUCUGCCAAUCUAGGCUCCAAACCAGCCACCCGCUCUCCAACAGGCCGUUGCGCUGGCCUGGUUUGUGAAUGUUGUAUACUGGGUUUGGCUGUGACAGUACGAUUAGCUGAAGUCCA
Lasiosphaeria miniovina is the source of this 2658-nucleotide messenger RNA. RefSeq names its product major facilitator superfamily domain-containing protein. Gene Ontology annotation, biological process: transmembrane transport. The record is from RefSeq and is a predicted model, not a curated record. The transcript has 7 exons. Lineage: Eukaryota; Fungi; Ascomycota; Sordariomycetes; Sordariales; Lasiosphaeriaceae. The coding region runs from base 489 to 2396 and encodes 635 amino acids. Gene Ontology annotation, molecular function: transmembrane transporter activity.